This is a messenger RNA of Trichoderma gamsii, 3357 nucleotides long. RefSeq lists its product as hypothetical. Gene Ontology annotation, cellular component: exon-exon junction complex; cytoplasm. The coding region runs from base 1 to 3357 and encodes 1118 amino acids. Gene Ontology annotation, molecular function: protein binding; RNA binding. The record is from RefSeq and is a predicted model, not a curated record. Gene Ontology annotation, biological process: nuclear-transcribed mRNA catabolic process, nonsense-mediated decay. The transcript has 9 exons. Lineage: Eukaryota; Fungi; Ascomycota; Sordariomycetes; Hypocreales; Hypocreaceae.
AUGGAUCGUACGAGGAAGCGAGAGCUUCGAGCUCUUAAUGUAAAGGCCUGGGAUGGCGACACGGGCCUUAUCAAUAUCAGCGGCUCGCUUGACUCGUCUCUCAAGAAAAAUACUGCAUUUAUAAAAAGGCUUCGAACUGCCAUUAGCGCUGCGACCCUCUCGACCUUUUUGCAAGAGAUUCGAACCUUAAGCUUGCAUAAAUAUCUUUCCGAGAUCAUAUCUGCCUGCUAUGAAGGACUCUGUAGACUUAAAGCUCCAGGAGAGAUCGAGGCAGCGGUCGAGAUUGUGAGCGCGCUCCAUCAACGGUUUGGCCCUACCGAGUUCACCGAAUACCUUACCUGGCUACUUGGCAAGGGCAUGGCCACGCCUGAUAAGAGCAUUCUCAAAAGUUUGCCGGCAGAGGCGCGCGAGAAAGAGGAGAAGGAGCGCAUUAUCCGACAGCGUGCUCUUCUCAGGGUGAUUACGGAACUCUGGCUUGUUGGUGUGCUAAGGACGCUUGACGAUGCAAGCAAACCGGAUGAUGCUACUAAAGGCGCUAUUGGUAAAGCUCCAGAGCUGAAGACCCGGAGUAGCUCCAAAGUUGGUGGCUCUGCGGACCCGUUCCCCCUCGAAGUCUUGAAAGACUUGCUCGGUUAUGAUAGGGAGCACGCUAAUUUGCCGCUGCUUGUCAUCUUCGUCAAAGCAUUUAGCUGGGACAUUCUGGGGAUCCGAACCACUACGCCUGAAAGCCGCAAGCCUGGAGAUGAGGACAGUCUACCAGUCGCUGAAGAUCCAAGGGACCCUUCCGCCGAAGGCCAGCCGUUUACUCCUCCCGAACUAGCGGACAAGUUCAAAGAAAUCUUGAAAAAGUACUUCGACGAUGUUGCAAAUCAUAUUGUCCGCGACCAAAAAUCCAUCCAUCUCCAAGCACGGCGCAACGCGGAGGCCUAUGUCAAGUCUGGAGAGGUCUUUGAAGAUAGGCAAGCUAACUACGAGAAACAAGUCAAAGCUCAAGAUAGGCUGGUCGCGAAUGCCCAAGUAAUAGCAGACGCCAUUGGCGCAGAAAUGCCCAACCUCAAGGACUCCAAUGAUCCUCUUGCAGCUUCAAACAACUCUAUAGGCUUGGUCAAGACUGGCGACUACCUGCGAUCUAUGGCAGAUGGCGCUGGCAUUUGGGAAGAUGAAGAUGAACGCCGGUUCUACGAAAAUUUAGUGGACCUCAAGGGAAAGAUUCCGGCUAUUCUUUUGGAAGAUGGCAAAAAGAAGAAGACAGAGACUGAAGAGCAGCCUGUCAAGAAGCCAGACUCUGCCGAAAGUUCGGAACCUACAAAGGCUCCGGAACCCAUUGAUGAUCAAUCAAUGGCAAUUGCUAAUAAGACCAUUGGAGCACAGGUAGAUGCCAUCUUGGCUCGUUUGCCAGACCUUACAAAUAAAGAAAUCAUUGACCAGACGGCCAUUGAUUUCUGUUUUCUCAACUCCAAAGCGUCGCGCAACCGACUCGUCAAGGCUCUGACGGAGGUUCCCAAAGGGAGAAGCGAUUUGCUGCCAUCCUGGGCUCGUCUGGUUGCUACCUUGGGUAGGUAUAUGCCAGACGUGCCCAAAGGGUUGGUCGAUUAUCUGGAUGCGGAGUUUCGUAGUCUACAGCGACGCAAAGAAAAGGACUUUUUGGGCCAAGUUCGGUUGAGCAAUAUUCGGUAUUUGGCUGAGCUUACAAAAUUUGGAGUAGUCCCUGAGCAUGUGGUUUUCCACUGCCUCAAGGUCAGCCUUGAUGACUUUUCUCGGAUGAACAUUGAGAUCUUGUGCAAUUUAAUUGAAAAUUGCGGCCGGUAUCUCCUCAGGAACCCUGAAACCGCGCCGAGGAUGGCAAGUUUCCUUGAGACGCUGCAGAGGAAGAAGUCUGUACAGCAUAUUGGCCAGCCAGAGCGGAUGCUCAUUGAUAAUGCGGUGUAUCACGUCGAUCCCCCAGAGCGACCUGCUAUUGAGCAAAAGGAGCGAACUCCAAUGGAGCUCUUUAUCCGAAAGUUGAUCUAUGGAGACAUGACUAAACGGAAUUACAGCAAGAUCUUGAAGCAGAUUCGCAGACUCCAUUGGGAGGAGACAGAGGUUGUUGCCAUUCUAGAAAAAGUAUUUUCUAAACCUGGAAAAGUGAAAUAUGGGAAUAUUCAUCUUCUUGCCAUACUGUUGAGCGCCCUUUACCGGCAUCAUCCGCAUUUUGUGGUUAAAGUCAUUGAUAAUGUCCUAGAGUCUAUUAGUUUCGGACUUGAACAGAAUGACUUUAGGUUUUCCCAGCGCCGUGUUGCUGAAGUCAAGUAUCUCGGCGAGCUCUACAACUAUCGCAUGCUGGAACAUCCAGUUAUUUUUGACACCAUGUACAAAAUCGUCCUCUUUGGAUAUAACGGGCCACCGGUGAUUGGCAAAUACAAUCCUUUUGACCUCGUGGAUGAUCAUUUUCGGAUCCGCCUCAUAUCUAUAAUGUUAGAAACCUGUGGGAUGUUUUUCAAUCGGGGUGCUGCAGGCAAAAAGCUUGACUACUUCCUAUCAUUCUUUCAGUAUUAUGUCCACACGAAAUAUCCCCUGCCCCUAGAUAUCGAGUUUCUUGUGCUUGAUACUUUUGCAUUAACUCGACCCCAGUGGAAAUUUGUGGAGGAUAUUGAGGAAGCGACUAAAGCUUUUCAGCUUGCCAUCUCCCAAGACCAGAAAACUGCAGGUGUUGACAAGGUUGUUGAAGCAGACGACGCUACAAGCGGCCCAUCUUCUGAGGAUGAAAAUGGGGACAUGGACGACGUGGAAGCGGAUGGCGAUGGUGACGAUGAAAGCGCCUCCGAGGAAGAAGAAGAAGCAGAGGAUGGUGAUAAUGGCUCAACUCAUGAAAGCGAGUAUGACGAGGCGAUAAUUGUCACCAGGCAAGAGGAAGUUGUAGAUCCCGAAGACGAGGCCGAAUUUGAGCGAGAAUAUGCGAAAAUGAUGGCGGAAAGCCUCGAAUCCCGCAAGUUCGAACGCAAACAAUUAUUUGAUGUGCCACUUCCUGUGCGAUCUAGAAAUCGUGAGCCAUCGAUGUCAACUGGCUCUGGAGAGACGGGACAGAGCGGCACCAUGGCCUUUUCCCUGAUGACUAAGAGAGGCAAUCGACAACAGACUCGCACCGUUGAACUCCCUUCGGACUCGACGUUUGCAAUUGCUAUGAAGACACAGCAACAGGCAGAAAGAGAGGAGCAGCAACGGAUAAAGAACCUUGUGCUAAAUUACGAUCUCCAACAAAGUGAUGAUCCAGAGGGUAAUGAGCGGCCAACAAUGUUCUAUCAUAACCGGGUAGAAAAACCGAGUAAAGAUCGGGGCCAACGCGUUCGGAAGCUUCAGUUGAGCGAUGUAGACUGGUAA